CAAAACCAUUUCUUUCUUUCUUGCCGCUCUUCCUGAAACCCUAGUCCUAUCUAUAAAUGCAAAUCAAACUCUCUCAAACUCCCUCCGCAGCAGCAGGUCACCAAGCAAAUCACAGCAAUCAUGGCUGGUAGCGAGCUUGCUUGCAUUUACGCUACCCUCAUCCUCCACGAUGAAGACAUUGCCAUCACUUCAGAUAAGAUUGCUACGCUGGUGAAGUCAGCUAAUGUGACUGUGGAAUCUUACUGGCCAAGUCUUUUUGCUAAGCUUGCGGAAAAGAGAAAUGUGGGUGAUCUUAUCAUGAAUAUUGGCGCUGGUGGUGGUGCUGCUGCUCCUGUUGCUGUUUCUUCUUCUGGUCCUGCCGCUGCAUCUGCCGCUGCUCCGGAUGUUGAGGAGAAGAAGGAGGAAGAUCCAGAGAGCGACGAUGAUAUGGGAUUCAGCUUGUUUGAUUAGGUGCUUCUUUCCAUUGUUAUCAACUGCAACACUUUUGGCUUCUUUAUGAAAUUAGGACCGGCUCCUAAAUUGCAAUUUGGUGAAAUUUUGGUUGAUGAUUUGAGAAUUUCUGACUGAUUGACCAUUAAUUCUUUCUAGUAAUACAAGAAUUUUUGAUGUUUUAGCAUUAUAA
Molecule: messenger RNA, 622 nt
Organism: Populus euphratica (Euphrates poplar)
Lineage: Eukaryota; Viridiplantae; Streptophyta; Magnoliopsida; Malpighiales; Salicaceae
Product: 60S acidic ribosomal protein P1-like
Exons: 3
Coding region: 121-450 (109 amino acids)
Biological process (GO): translational elongation; cytoplasmic translation
Cellular component (GO): ribosome; cytosolic large ribosomal subunit
Molecular function (GO): protein kinase activator activity; ribonucleoprotein complex binding; structural constituent of ribosome
Source: RefSeq, a predicted model, not a curated record